AUGACAUGGCCCGUGACUCAUCUCCUCGCCGCCGCCGCCAUCAUAAUAUUGCUGCCGCCGGCGGCCCUCGCCGGCUGCACGUGCGAGGCGGAGGACGAAUACCGCGACAAAGCCCUAGCGCUCCGCUACAAGCUAGCGGCCCUGGCCUCGAUUCUGGUGGCCAGCGCCGCCGGCGUGUGCCUCCCCGUGGCGGCGAAGUGGUUUCCGGCGCUGAGCGCUAAAAGCAACCUUUUCUUCGUGGUGAAGGCGUUCGCGUCCGGCGUGAUCCUCUCGACGGGGUUCAUCCACGUGCUGCCGGACGCCUUCGAGAACCUGACGUCUCCGUGCAUCCCCGAGCACCCGUGGGGGGAUUUUCCGUUCACCGGGUUUAUUGCGAUGGUGGCGUCGAUCGGGACGCUCAUGGUGGAUACGUACGCGACGUCGUAUUAUAGGCGGCGGGCUAAUGCGAAGGCGGCCGACGGAGGCGGGGAUGAGGAGAUGUUGGCGGCUGUGCGUGACCAUGGUGUGCAUGGUCAUGCACACCGCGGCGGGCUGGUGUCGUCAGACUCGGAGGAUUCUGACGACUCCGAGCUACUUCGCCACCGUGUCAUCUCUCAGGUGUUGGAGUUGGGGAUUGUUGUACAUUCUGUAAUUAUUGGAAUUGCAUUAGGAGCUUCCCAAAGCCCAUCGACAAUAAAGCCUUUGAUAGCUGCAAUGACUUUUCAUCAAUUUUUUGAAGGCAUUGGUCUUGGAGGAUGCAUAAGUCAGGCAAAGUUUAAUGUACGUGCAGUAGCAAUAAUGGCGGUUUUCUUCUCCCUCACAACGCCGGUAGGUAUUGCCAUAGGUAUUGGAAUAGCCAACAUUUACAGCGAGACGAGCUCGACAGCCCUCAUCGUUCAAGGUGUCUUCAAUUCAGCAUCGUCCGGCAUACUAAUAUACAUGGCAUUGGUCAAUCUUCUCUCCGCCGAUUUCAUGAGCCCUAGGCUCCAAAACAAUGGAAAACUUCAACUAGGGGCAAAUUUAGCACUUCUUCUUGGGGCAGGGUGUAUGUCUUUUUUGGCUAAAUGGGCUUAA
Messenger RNA from Salvia hispanica, 1053 nucleotides. Its product is annotated as zinc transporter 8-like. Gene Ontology annotation, biological process: zinc ion transmembrane transport. The record is from RefSeq and is a predicted model, not a curated record. NCBI's taxonomy places the organism in Eukaryota, Viridiplantae, Streptophyta, Magnoliopsida, Lamiales, Lamiaceae. Gene Ontology annotation, cellular component: plasma membrane. Gene Ontology annotation, molecular function: zinc ion transmembrane transporter activity.